Messenger RNA from Umbelopsis ramanniana AG, 1829 nucleotides. RefSeq lists its product as uncharacterized. The record is from RefSeq and is a predicted model, not a curated record. Lineage: Eukaryota; Fungi; Mucoromycota; Umbelopsidomycetes; Umbelopsidales; Umbelopsidaceae. Gene Ontology annotation, molecular function: aspartic-type endopeptidase activity. Bases 122 to 1411 code for a protein of 429 amino acids. The transcript has 5 exons. Gene Ontology annotation, biological process: proteolysis.
CCUCCUUCAUCCCAACAAAGAGAAAGAGCUAGAGAAAGAGACAACCUAUCGAAGAUAUCCCUGCCACUCACUUUACAAAAACACAUACGCCUUCAGCGAUUUAUCGAAGUAAAAAUUACGAAUGCGCUCCACCAUCCUUUGCCUUGCUGCUCUCGCUCAGCUCGCCCUUACCGCCGUUGCUGACAAGCAUGUCACCAUCCCACUGUACCGAAGAUCACCUUCGCCUUUCUAUCAAGCUGCUGGAGAGCAGAUAGAUGACGGUGUUCUUGCUGGUAAGAUUUCCGUCGGUACUCCUCCUCAGGAGUUCAACGUUGUCUUCGACACCAGCACCGGUUUGAGUUGGAUUCGUGGCUCAAAGUGCCGAUCUGAAAACUGUCUCGACCGUUGCACUUACUACUCUACCCGCUCAAAGACCGCCGUGUCAACUGGUCACAAGUACUCUGUCAACUAUGGCGAUGCUUGCGUUGAUACUCGUGUCUACUUGGACACCGUCACCUUCAGCGACCGAACCGUUCCCAACAUGCCUAUCGGUGGUGCCGAUCGCAUGAGCGGAUUCGACGCCGGUUUCGACGGUUACCUCGGUCUCGGUCCCAACAUUCAGUUCAACAAGACUGGCAAGCUCUAUGCUGGCAACGGCAACUUGCAACGUCGUCAAGACUUGAUGACCCAACCUAGCAGUUUUGUUAACGCUGCUUUUCAAAUUGGUCAAAUCGAAAGUCCUCAGUUCGGUGUGUUCAUCUCCACUAACACCACCGUUGCUCCUACCACUGCUCCCGUCGAUCCUGCCACCCCCGUCACUACCACCCCUACCACCGACACUGCCAGCACUGGUUUUGUCAAGCGUACUACUGAAAGUGCUCCCGCUGGAUACCUCAUCUUUGGUGGUGUUGACAAGUCUAAGAUCACUGGUGACUUCAACUACCUUACCCUCGCUGACCCUGUCGAGGGCGAGACCCGCAACUGGGAUGUCUGCUUGAAGAAGGCUGACUUUGGUAACGGUUUGGAUUUCCAACAAAGCGAAGACACCAUUGCUUCCAUCAGUACCUCUUCAUCCUACAUCACCAUGCCUUGCCACCAAGCCGACAAGUUCCACGACAAGUUCGGUGGAAAGUUCCUCGAAUCCACUCAAACUUAUACCAUCAAGUGCAGCGAAAUUAGCAAGAUGCCUCCUCUCAAGCUCAGAUUCGAUGAGUACACUGUCACCCUUCCUGCCUCUUACUGGACCCGCGAAAUCGAUGGCGACAGAGAUUGCUGCGAGACUUUGAUCCGAAAGGGUGUCUCUAACCGCGACUGGUCUCUUGGUACCGCCUUUACCCAUGCUUUCUACACCAGCUUCAAUUCUGAGAAGGAAGCUGUUGGUCUUGGUGUGCUCAAGGGCUCUCCCAGUGGUCUCAAGAUCACCAAGAACUAAGCCAAUCUUCUGCACAGCCAGCAAACGAUUCACUCUCAUUUUUCUUCAUUGUUUUCUCUUGAAAGAACAAUAAAACAAAUGCACAGGAAACAAUGGAUCAUGCAGCUUCAUUAACGUUUUUUUUUUUUUAUUGUUAAACCCUUCACACCCCAUAUUCCCUCUCUCCCCCUUUUAUGCGAUGCCCUUCAUUUUGUACCACUCCUUUUGUACUCUCGCUUUUUGCCACAUUAUUAAAUGCAGAAAAGAAUAACAGUUUUUAUGAACCAUAGCUGUAUUGUCUGUCAGUCCAGAGGGUCGAAUCGGUUGGCUGGUUUAGCUUACUGGCGGUAUCGUCUGUCUAGCCUGGCUGAUUUACCUCACUGGCGUGACAUGGUCUGGGAGGGGGGGGAAAUUUCACGCUCCCAAAAUUUUUGAUCCU